CACCCUGUAUUUCAUUGUUUGAACAGAGACUUGUUCCUUGAUAGUAUUAUUAUACAGGACAAAGUUUAAACAUAAAGUAAGGGGAAUAGCGAGUAUACUUCAAAUGUAACUAAAAUUACUACACCUAAGUUCAAUUAAUUAACCUUACCAUGUAACAAAAUCAUAGAUUCGUAGUUUAACAUCAACUCAAAAGAAAACAGAAAAUACCGGGUUUUAUCUCAUUUCUGACAGUAGAGAUUUCAAAGAGGUGUUAAAUAUAUCUGUGUGGUGGAUUAGUCAUUAGACAAUUGAAGUUAUCGCAAAUAGCGUAAAUAGGCGACUUUUGCAUCAAAUUAGUGUGACAUGUAGACAAAUGAAACGUUGAUGCGCGCCUCGCCGAUAAUCGUGGAACCUUAAACCAUUGUUUAAAUACUUUUAAACAAUAUGCUUAAACCUAAUUUGCUCUAUGAGUGCGUUACACAUUUCAUUUAAUGUACUUAUCUAUCUAUUAUGUAUAUAUCUACAUUAAUCAAAUCAGUAAAUUUUUUGAAUAUCGGAAAUUGUUGAAUUAAAAAAUCUCAGAACCUCUGCAAGCUGUAUUUCAAAAAAGGAAUUCUAAAAUUCUAUUGGAAAUAAGAAAUUCAAAAGGUUGAAUCAAAUAACCUGGACAGCUUGACACUUUUGUCGUUAGUAACCGGGUAUUGAUCAAUCAAAGAUGAAUCUGAUGACCGAAGACGACACAUCGCACCAAGUGGAACCUGCUAGAAGAACAUUUCUAAAUGUAUUAGUAGACAAUUUCAAAGAGGCUGGACGGAAAAACUACGUGCAUCGACUAAUUUAUAUUGGCGAUCACACCCUCUCAGCUGAGAAGGGAUCCUCUAUCGGCGACAUUAUGCAAUCUACUAUUAAUAUGGUAAAUAAUGAGUACAACGACGAGCACUUAAGCGGAAUACUGUUGCAUUACCCUAAAUAUUUCUGUCAUAUGCUGGAGGGAUCGGAAGACAGCAUAAUAAAGCACUUGAUCUUGCUCAAGGAAAAUGUGGAGUAUCGGACACAUUGCUCCAGAUUGAAGAUGUUGAUAUGUUAUCACCAUAUUAAUCAGAGGUUUCUUAAUGAAUGGGUGGCCGUCACUGGGAAGCCCCCAACUUUAUUAGAGCGAUUAGAUGCUGACAGUAUGGAUAUCGGUCGAAGUUAUAAAUACGUUUAUAAUUGCGUGCAGAAGAUGUACAAGCUUGCAGCUUGCCAGAGAAAUGACGGGUUCUUCGAGAUGGAUUGUCUGCCAGAAUUUGGCUUGAUAGAGUUUUUAUUGUCUUCACCUCAUACAAUGAGUUUAGAUCAGUACAUUGAUCUGUACGGAGUCAUUCCAGUUGAAGAUGCUUAUACGGAGUUGACAUGGCCUGUACCGUCUGAAUUUAUUCCAUUCCACAUUUUUGAUCAACCGUACGAUCCAGUGACGGACUUACCUAACACUAUGGUACAUCAAGAAGCAACAGAACCUAUCGUUGAAUAGUAAAUGAAUUGUGAUUUAUUAAUGAGAAUAGCAACUUAUAAGCCCAUAAAUUGACACAAAUUAUAAUAUUUUCGUUUUUUCUUC
Molecule: messenger RNA, 1573 nt
Organism: Photinus pyralis (common eastern firefly)
Lineage: Eukaryota; Metazoa; Arthropoda; Insecta; Coleoptera; Lampyridae
Product: testis-expressed protein 47-like
Exons: 5
Coding region: 695-1489 (264 amino acids)
Source: RefSeq, a predicted model, not a curated record